CAUACAAUUUGGCCGCUCAGCAGUCAAACGCGCCGGUCUCGCAAGCGUAAACCUAACAUUCGCUCCCCGAACACGGAGCAGCGUGGAGGUGUUGGUGCGUAUUCCGUUCAUCCGUUCAAGCACCGUUCGAAAGUGAUCACGGGCGGGUGUUUUUAAACGUAAAAGAUGUUUGUCACCGUCACACUGCUGGUGACGGCGAUCACGUUCGUGUACGUGUAUCUGGCAUGGUACAGCAACUACUGGACGAAGCGGGGCGUUCCGGGACCGGCGCCGCGGCUACUGUUCGGUAACUUUCCCAGCUUCAUCCUGCGCAACCGCCCGUUCGUGGAUGACUUUCAGGACAUUUACGACAAGUACCGCUCGAAGGGCAAUGUGAUUGGCGUCUUCAAUGGGCGCCAACCGGCAGUGCUGGUGAUGAAGCCCGAACUCAUCAAAGACGUGCUGAUAAAGAACUUUAAACAGUUCCAAGAUAACGAGUUUGCCGAUUCGGUCAGCAAGGACAGCGAUCCCAUCUUUGGCCGCAAUCCCUUCAUGCUCAAGGGCGAAGAGUGGAAGGAGAAGCGUGCCGAGGUGACGCCGGCCUUUACCACGUCCCGGAUGAAGGCCCUGUUUCCGUUCGUGGAGGACGUAUCGAACCGGAUGAAGCAGUACAUCGCGCAGCACACCACCAAAGGACCGAUCGAGACGCGUGAACUCUGUGCCAAGUACACGACCGACGUCGUGUCGAGCUGCAUCUUUGCGGCCGACGCGCAAUCGUUCACCAAAGAGAAGGCCGAAAUACGCGAGAUGGGCCGGAAGCUUCUCGAGCCGAACUUCCAAAUCGUCGUGAUGUUUCUGCUGAUCGGGUUAAUACCGGCGCUCAAGAAGCUGAUCAAGAUUUCGUUCGUGUCGAAAGAGAUAGAACAGUUCUUUACCGAUCUGAUGGAGAAAGCGGUCGCCUACCGGGAGCAAAACAAUGUUAAGCGCGUCGACUAUCUCGAUCAUCUGAUGGCACUGCGCGCGAAGAAGCAGCUCAGCUCGCUCGAUAUGGCCGCGCACGGUGUGACCUUCUUCAUCGAUGGCUUCGAAACGUCCAGCCUGGCAAUGUGCUUUACGCUUUACGAGCUGGCCAGAAAUCCGGACUGCCAGGAGACGCUCCGGAGCGAACUGAUGGCCGCUCGGAAUGAGGACGGCAGCAUCGAUUACGAUGCACUGCUGGAACUGCCCUACCUCGAUCAGGUGUUGUACGAGGCACUGCGCAUUUGGCCACCGGCCGCCUUCUUGUCAAAGGUAUGCACCGUGCCCACCGAGCUGGAGGUAACGGACGGCAAGAAGGUGCUGAUCGAACGGGGCCUCCCGGUAAUGCUGCCCGUGUGGGCCGUCCAUCGCGACAAGGAGUACUACGAGGAGCCGGAACGCUUUAAUCCGGACCGCUUCUCGCCGGCAACAGGCGGCACCAAGGUGUACCGUGAGAAGGGCUGCUUCCUACCGUUCGGCGACGGACCGCGGCAGUGUCUCGGUAUGCGCUUCGCACUGAUGCAGGUUAAGCGGGGUCUGUUCGAGGUGAUCACCAAGUACGAGGUGUCGGUCAACUCGAAAUCGAAACAGCCAAUCCAGCUGGAUCCGAAAGCGUUCAUCGUGUGUCCGCUGGGCGUUGUGGCCUUCGUCGCAUUAGUGUAUAUAUUUCUUACGUGGGAGUUUGGAUUCUGGGAGAAGUAUGGCGUCAAGGGACCGAAACCGAAAAUACUGCUCGGCAACAUACCGUACUUGCUGACCAAAAAGCGGCACACCGUCUACAAUUAUGAUCAACUUUACAAUGACUUCAAAAAUGAACCAGCCGUCGGAUUCUUCAGUAUACGGUCGCCUCAGCUAAUGGUACGUGAUCCGGAGCUGAUCAAAGAGGUGCUGAGCAAAGGCUUCCAAAACUUUGCCGAAAAUGAUUUUUCGGACACUGUUGACGAAAAGUCCGAUCCACUGCUAGCCCGCAAUCCGUUCAGCUUGAGUGGGGAAAGAUGGAAAACCCGCCGGGCGGAGAUUACCCCUGGAUUCACCAACAAUCGGAUUAAAGCGAUGGCACAUUUGAUGGACGAAGUUUGCGAACAUAUGACCGAUUAUUUGCGAACACAGGCCAAAUCCAGUGACGGCGUAGCAACGUUGGAUGCAAAGGAGGUCAUGGCAAAGUACACCACCGAUGUAGUGGCCAGCUGCAUCUUCGCCAUCGAUGCCCAGUCGUUCGUGAAAGAAAAUCCGGAAAUUCGUCUGAUGGGCAAGCGUAUCAUGAACUUUAACUUUGUCGUGCAGCUUGCCCUGCUGGUAACGACCUUCUUCCCGUCGGUCAAGAAAUUCUACAAGUUUACCUUCAUCCCGAAGGAUACGGAGCAGUUCUUCAUUCGCAUCAUGCAGGACGCGAUACGCUAUCGGAAGGAGAAUAAAAUCAACCGGACCGAUUUUCUGGACCAUCUGCUGCAGCUGCAGGAUCGCAAGCAGAUUACGGACAUCGACAUCGCCGGGCAUGGUGUGUCGUUCUUUGCCGAUGGGUUUGAAACAUCCAGCAUCGUGCUGACCUACUGCCUGUACGAUCUGGCCAAAUAUCCGGCCAUCCAGCAGGAGCUGCGCGAUGAAAUUGCAAAGGCAAAGCAGGUGGGCGGUGGAACCAUGUCGUACGAGCAGCUGGGUGAAAUGGCCCUGCUGGAACAGAUUAUUUGUGAAUCUAUGCGCAUCCAUCCGCUGAUGGCCGUCAUGGCCAAGCGGUGCACCACUGAUACGACGCUCGUCGGGCCGAAGGAUCGUAAAAUAUUCGUCAAAAAGGGUACAACCGUUGUGCUGCCGUACUAUUCGAUCUGCUUCGAUGCGGAACACUUUGUCGAUCCGUAUAAGUACGACCCGAAACGGUUCGCGGCCGAAAACGGAGGCAGCAAGGCGUACCGCGAGCGUGGCGUUUACUUCCCGUUCGGUGAUGGUCCGCGCAUGUGUCUGGGGAUGCGUUUUGCUGUGACGCAGGUGAGACGGGCGAUAGUAGAGGUAGUGGAACGAUUCUCAAUCUCUGUCAGCAGCAAAACGAUUGAACCGUUCGAAAUGGAUCCGGACCAGUUUAUGUUGAUGCCCAAGGGCAGCAUUUGGUUGGACUUUAAACCAAUUGCAUAAUACUGAACACGCAUUUUUAUUCACGUUGACAAGGUGCAAUGUAUGUAACUCGGAGUAACAAUAUAAUAAGGUAAAAGUUUUGAAAACGAAAGCCUAAUUCAUAACAUUUCGUGAUACACGAAAACAGAGAGCUUCACAGAGAUGCAAGGAUCGACCUUUAUAGAAAAAACGCUGAACCGUAAUAAAGCAACACACAAAACGUGAACAAAUUAACAGCAAAACAAUAAAAGAGUAAACAUA
Molecule: messenger RNA, 3363 nt
Organism: Anopheles coluzzii
Lineage: Eukaryota; Metazoa; Arthropoda; Insecta; Diptera; Culicidae
Product: probable cytochrome P450 28a5
Exons: 8
Coding region: 166-3123 (985 amino acids)
Molecular function (GO): iron ion binding; oxidoreductase activity, acting on paired donors, with incorporation or reduction of molecular oxygen; monooxygenase activity
Source: RefSeq, a predicted model, not a curated record